Molecule: messenger RNA, 2805 nt
Organism: Acaromyces ingoldii
Lineage: Eukaryota; Fungi; Basidiomycota; Exobasidiomycetes; Exobasidiales; Cryptobasidiaceae
Exons: 1
Coding region: 56-2743 (895 amino acids)
Biological process (GO): spindle pole body localization; nuclear pore organization
Cellular component (GO): nuclear pore transmembrane ring; spindle pole body
Molecular function (GO): protein-macromolecule adaptor activity
Source: RefSeq, a predicted model, not a curated record
CGUACCCCUUACAAGCUUCCUCUAACUUAGCAGCAGCAGCAGCAGACAAGCCGAGAUGGAAACGGGUCAGUCCGCUUCCUCCUUGUCUUUGUCGGGCUCAGCAUCAAGACAGGGCCUCUUUGCAUCGCCUUCAGGGCAGUUCGGCGGGCCAAAGGCAGGAUCAAGCAGUACAAAUGGGGUCGCAGCGUUAGCAGCGUCAGCGAACGGAGGCCCAGCGACACCGAUGAGGGCGACGCCCAGGGGCAAGAGGAACUCACUUGCCGACUUCGGUACACCGAUCAAGGUCGCCAACUCAUCUCCAUAUCGAACACCGGAACCAUCGUCGCGGGCUGCCUCGCUCCUGCUCAGGUCUCCUUUCGGCACGCCUGCUUCCAAGACUGCAACUCCCACGACGAGCGGUGUAGCUGGCGCCUCGGGUCAAGCGACGGCGGCAGGAGGGGGAGCAUCAACGCCACCCAAGCCCCUGACUGGGAGCGCUGCGGUGCUGGCGAGGAUUCAGGCGCUCGGAGGAGGUGCGAGUGUGACAAGGCCGCUCCAGGGCAAGCUCUACCUGCCGUACUCGAGCUAUGUUCAGCUCGCGCUCCAGACCAACAUCGACAGGCUCUACGUUGCCGCCGUUCUCAGCGUACAUGUCCUCCUUAGCUUGUCGCUCUUCUCGCCGCUGUCGCCUCUUGCAUCCCUCGCUCUGCCACUACGGCCCACCCUCGUACUCCUUUCGACACUCGCCUUUGCUCUGGGUGUCCUCCCUCUCAUCGCUGCGCGGCGCUUGAGCAUCCGAGGAGGCAGCAGCUACUUUACCCCGAAGCCUCUUCUCUCGAGCAGUAUCAACGCUCUCGGUUUCGCCUUUCCCCUCUCGUCCCCGGGUGCCCACUACCUUUGGUCGUUGAGCAAUCCAAGCACCUGGCUCGCCGCCGCCUUAUAUGCGCUGUCGGGCCUCGCACUUGCAGGUACUCACGGACUAGCCCUGAUGCUUUAUGCGAACAAUGAAGAAGGACGGUGGUCGCCCUAUCUCACGGUACCCAUUCGCACCUCGGAUGGCUACCGGACCACUGCGACUAGACCCAACGAGCGACUCUUCUUCUUGAUAGGCUCCAAUCUCCUCUUGGGCGCUUGCUACAGCGUAUACCGAUCUUCCUCUCUCGCUCAUCCAUCGUCGAGCCUCUUAGGUUCCCCCCACUUUGCAUCGCAAGCUACCGUGCAAUCGGCCUCCUCUCGCAUCUCGGUGCAGCUUCGCCGUCGUCUGCCUACGGCCCUUAUCCUCGGCCUUGUCUUGCCCGCUGCACUUCUGGUAGGCUAUCUACCCAUUCGACGCCCCCUCUUCCGGCUUCUCCUUUCGAUAAUGGGCCACCACUCGCCCCUGCGCCCAAUUUUCAUCCCUUCAUUCCGCUCGAGCUUCCUCAGCAUCGGCCUCUUGGUGCGCACGACAGCGUUAGGCAUCGUCAGCGCUCUCGCAUGGGAGACGGUCUCUGUUCUCUGGGACGUCUUUGCCACACAGCCAUUCACCGACCGAGGCGGGCUCAGUGCCUUCUCCCGCGCGCCGAAGAAUUGCCUCAUCAGCGGCAUACAGGCCAGAAGAGAUGCCACGGUCGAGGGACCAGAUCGGAGGGAGCCAAAGGAGGCGAGGGAGUAUUACAGCCACUUUGCCUUUGCUGAGCAGGCGGUGCUGGCAGCGACGGAACCAGAUCGCAGAAAGGCCAUCUUUCGCGAUGUUGGGUCCUCGACGCCAGGAGCCGCUGGUGCGGCAAAGAGCUCCUGGCAGUUGCUGGCGCAGGAGUGCUUGGCCGUGAUCGACGAGGAGCGGGUGCACAUCGCCAGAAGAGGGCAAGCUCAAUCAACAGUGGCAACGUCUUCGUCGUCCACGGGCACCAUUACAGCUUCUGCCUCUUCAAAAAAGCCCCUUGAUCCUUCUCACGAUGCGCUGCAGAGUGGCGCACAUAUCGUUAAGCCAGCCCAACAAACAAUUUGGGACAAGCUCGCUUCGUCGAGUGGCGGUAGCCAGCCAGCCAAGCCUGCCUCUUCCACGACGACCGCCGUCUCAUCGUCAACUCCAGCUUCCGACGCUGGGCUCAGUGACUUGCUGCAUCGCAUCGCGCCCAGACCGGAGACGGAUGUAUCUGCUGUCACCCGACAAGGUCCCGCUGUAAAGCGACCACCAACAACAUCUACCACGAGCAGUAGCAGCAGCACCGGAGGAGGCUACGCUUUCCUACACCAGGUCGUCUCUUCGAUGGUUCACACCACCUUCAGUCUCUUGCGCACAGCGUACCUUCUCCUCCCUUCCGAUCUACAACACGUCCUUCGCACAGCACCCGUCCUGCGAUCUCUCCCGCAAGUCUACUCCUACCUCAUAACCCCGGCAACAACGACGCUAAUUGCCUCGAGGACCAUGCCCGUACACGCGGCUCUCGACGUCUGGAGCAGUCAGAUUCUCUCUGCUCUGCUCGCGGCGAGCGUGACCGAAGACGAAUAUGGAAGUGUGGCACUCAGCGCAAAGGAAGGUUGCGGUGUCGAGCAGGUCGUCAGCGCACUGACCAAGCUCCUUCUCGAGAUCCAGUCUUGGCAGCAGCAACAGCAGCAAGUCGGCCAGUCAGACGAAGAAAAGGAGCUCUGGGAGCAAGAGGUAGAGCCGCUGGCCUCUGCGCUCCGAUCGGGCAUCACGAUUGUGCUUGCGGCCUUUGAACCAAAGGGGCACGUUUGGGCAAACGAGACGCAGGCUUUGUUGUCGAAGGCCUUCUCGUCGUGAGAGCUGCUCUGGAAAUGAAAAGAAAUGACAAUAAAGGAUUACUCAAGUCGCCCAGGUCUGUG